This is a messenger RNA of Cucurbitaria berberidis CBS 394.84, 864 nucleotides long. RefSeq lists its product as uncharacterized. The record is from RefSeq and is a predicted model, not a curated record. Bases 1 to 864 code for a protein of 287 amino acids. The transcript has a single exon. Lineage: Eukaryota; Fungi; Ascomycota; Dothideomycetes; Pleosporales; Cucurbitariaceae.
AUGGUCAAAUUUUAUCCCUCUCUCAACGAAUCCCACGUCGAGUUUAUUACCAACCAGUCACUAUUCUACGUCGCGAGCGCUCCUUGGGCAGGUGACCACAUCAACAUAUCUCCCAAGGGUCACCCAUCCCGGACUUUCUCCAUCCUCAGUCCUAAAACUGUCGCCUAUCUCGAUGCUACCGGCUGCGGUUGUGAGACCAUUUCCCACAUCUACGAGAAUGGGCGCGCGACUAUCAUGUUCUCCUCGUCCGGGCCUAAGCCGCAAAUCCUUAGACUGUUUUGCAAGGGACGAGUAGUCGAGAAGUGGGAUCCGCACUAUCAACAGCUGAGAGCGAAGAUGGCGACCGAGAAUGGGGAUGAAGUUGACAUUACCGGGGCGCGGGCGAUUAUUGUGCUACGGAUACAGAAGGUGCAGACGAGUUGCGGUUUCGCAGUACCUAGCGAUGGUAUGGGAGAUGCAGUUGCCAUGGCGGAGCACGAACCCGAUUCUGAUGGAGCUCACAGCUCCAAAGCUCAAGACACGCUUGAAAACUGGGCACGAAAGCAGUUGGAGAAGCAGGAGCUUGCCGACUACCAAAAGCAAAUGAACCACAGAUCGCUCGAUGGACUUCCAGGCAUGAUGAGCGCUCGGCGCUCGCACGACGAAAACUUUGCCGUUGAGGAUGCGAAAGCGUGGUUUAGGAAAGUAAGCAGACAGCAAGAUGCCGUCGCCUUCGGGGUUGGCUUGGGAAUACUUUUCAUGAUCGCGUUGAGUUUAGGAGGAGUACUCAGCAUUAAGCCGCUCUUCAUUGAGCAUAUACUGAACUUCCAGAGAAGGCAGAUGGGAAUACCAGAAGAUCAUUCGUGGGACAAGAGGGAACUCUGA